AUGAUCAUCAAGAAUAACAGUGCAGUUGCAGUACAACUUGGUGCUUCUUCUUCCACAGCAGUAGGUUCACCAUUCAGAUCUGCUCCAAUCAUCAAGAUUGGCUAUAUGGUUGGUUUACAUGAAGAUUUGCUAGCAAUAAAAUCUCGACUCUGUGGAGAAUCGCCAAAUUUAGAAGUUAUCCCAAUCGUUGGAAUGGGAGGUAUAGGAAAAACUACUCUUGCAAAGUGUGUUUACGACGACCCAAUAACAGUGCAACGGUUCGAUAUUCGUGUUUGGGUCACAGUAUCACAGGACUACAAUGCAGAUGUAGUUUUAUCAGUCCUCCUAGCUUCCAUGGAAGAGUUUGAUAAAGAUAGAUCCGAGGAGAGCAAAGAUAGAUCCAAGGAGGAAGAAGAAUUGCCUGGGGCGAAAGUGCACAAGAUCUUGAAAGGCAGGAGAUAUCUCCUUGUAAUGGAUGAUAUUUGGAGCACACACGCUUGGGAUGAUGUAAGAAUUAUACUUCCCGACGAUGGUAAUGGAAGCCGAGUCAUGUUAACGACAAGAGAAACUGAUGUGGCUGCUUAUGCAUGUUAUUUUGGAGAAGAACAGGAAAGAGAUCUCCAAGUACAGGCUAUUUUGGAGAAGAACAUGUGCCCCAAGUGCGUAGAACUAAAGCUUCGCCGUGAAGGUGCUGCUUUCUGUUCCCAAGAGUGUUUCAAGGCAUCCUGGAGUUCCCAUAAAUCUGUUCACUUGAAUGCAAAAUCUUCUUUAAUUGCAUCUGAAAGUUAUAGUGAACAGAACUUGGGUCUGCCGGGUGACGGCUGGCUCUACUGCUUGAUAGAAGGACAAGCACAGACACCAAAACUUCCACAUUUUGACUGGCCAUUAAGACCAUAUCCAAUAUCACAGAAACAGUCAAUUUCAUGCCUGGAGGAAUCUGUAAAUAUCUUUCUGGAUAUUGGAAGGUUUAAUAUGUCUGCAAGGUAUUAUAAGUGUUUGAGAUGUCCCCACAAGAUGCGUUUCAUGGAUGAGGCUCAGAGUUGGAAGCUACUUCAGCAAAAGGUGUUUGCACAUCAAGAUUGCCCUCCGGAGUUGGAGAACAUUGGAAAGGAGAUCGCGAGAAGCUGCAAAGGGCUGCCACUCGCAAUCGUGGUGGUUGCAUGGCUCCUAUCAGCGGUUAGCACCAAUGUAGCUUCAUGGAGCGAAAUUGCACGAAAUGUAAAUUCAGUUACUAUAGGAGGAGGACAAUUUGAAAAUAUAUUGUCUUUGAGUUACACUCACUUGCCUCAUUAUCUGAGGCCAUGUUUCUUGUACAUGGGAAUGUUUUCGGAGGAUUGUGAGGUUCGUGUCUCAAAACUCACCAAAUUAUGGGUAGCUGAGGGAUUCUUGAGACAUCUGAACAUAUCUAAAACCUUCGAAGAAGAGGCUGAAGAUUUUUUGGAGGAUCUUGUCAAGAGAAAUCUUGUUUUGGUUACCAAGAGAAAGUGCGAUGGCAGGAUAAAAAGUUGCAGCCUCCAUGAUCUUAUGCGAGAUUUGUGCAUAAGAAAAGCGCAUGAAGAGAAGUUUCUUGUGAACUUCAGCAGCGGGCUUUCAGUAAAGGGCAGAAAAAAUCAGCGUCGUGUAAGUUUUACUCCUUCGGGUUUACCAUACCUCUCAGAACUUUAUGGCUUAACCAUCCAUACGAUUUUGUGCUUCCAUGGCAUCUCUGUAGCAAACAUGUUGGAAGGUUUUAGAUUGCUAAGGGUAUUGGAUGCAGGAGAUGUUUAUGUGAGAUCACUACCAGAUCAACUAUUUGACCUAUUUUGUCUAGCAUACCUUGCUAUCUGCUAUCUUGGAAGGAUACCUACAGCCAUUUCAAAGCUUCAUAAUCUUGAAACUUUAAGCCUUCGCGCAAAGAAUGAUUGGAUGAACUUUAUUACAUCGAAUUCAUUCUGUUUGCCUCUGGAGAUUUGGAGAAUGCCAAGAUUGAGACAUCUUGUCUUCUAUGGCAGGUUACCAAAUCCAGAAGGAAUAACAGCUUCUAGUUUAGAAAACCUCCAAACACUCUCUAUAGUGUCACAUACCAUGUGUAGUGAAAGGAUCUUGAGAAUGAUCCCAAACCUAAAGAAAUUGGAAAUUGAUUGCUCUGAUGGCGAAAUUUUCCUCAACAAUUUGGUGCAUCUGCGUCAACUUGAAGAUUUGAAGUUACGUUCAUCUUUUUGAAUU
Salvia miltiorrhiza (redroot sage) is the source of this 2184-nucleotide messenger RNA. Its product is annotated as putative late blight resistance protein homolog R1A-10. Bases 1 to 2181 code for a protein of 726 amino acids. Lineage: Eukaryota; Viridiplantae; Streptophyta; Magnoliopsida; Lamiales; Lamiaceae. The transcript is spliced from 8 exons. The record is from RefSeq and is a predicted model, not a curated record. Gene Ontology annotation, molecular function: ADP binding. Gene Ontology annotation, biological process: defense response to other organism.